AUGGAUUCCUACUUUCUUGUCCCUCCUGAAUUGCCAGGCGCAGGCGGCUUGGCUCUCCUAUGGAGAUCCGAUAUCCAUAUUCAGAUACUGUCCUCCAAUCAAAAAUUCAUCGAUGCUGUUAUCUGUUACAAAGAUAUGAAGUUCUUCAGUACCUUUGUUUAUGGAGCCCCAGAAAUACAAAAUAGACAGAGAGUUUGGGAUCAUCUUACUUCGCUAGUAGACCCGAGAUCUGAACCCUGGUUCCUUACGGGAGAUUUCAAUGAUCUUAUAGACAACUCCGAGAAGAUGGGAGGCAGAGAUCGACCGGAGAGUUCCUUCAGCACCUUUCGAACAUUCCUAUCGUCAAACGACCUCUUUGAUCUUAAACAUACAGGGAAUUUUCUUUCCUGGCGAGGAGUUAGACACUCACACACGGUGCACUGCAGAUUGGACAGGGCUUUGGCCAAUAGCUCAUGGUCAGACCUUUUCCCAUACGGAUGCUGCCACUAUCUACAAUAUGAAGGGUCUGAUCAUCGUCCUGUUCUAUCCGUGUUCAACGCAUCUCUCCGCAAAGGACGUCGAAUCUUUCGGUAUGAUAGGAGAUUGCGAGACAAUCCAGAGGUACUUAAACUCGUCGAGAGGGCCUGGAACAAAGAUGACAACAGCCCUGUGAUGAUGAAGAUCUCCCGAGUUCGAAGGGCAAUUGCGGACUGGAGCAGAAUUCACUAUAUCAACAGCCAGAAAUCCAUUGAAGAUCUAAAAGCGUCUCUUGAUACAGCAAUGGGAAGCUCAACUGCAGAUGAUGUCCUCAUCUCAAACAUCAACCAAAAGCUCCUGCAGGCGUAUAGAGCGGAGGAGGAGUUCUGGAAACAACGUAGCCGCCAACUUUGGCUAGCUCUUGGAGAUCAAAACACGGCAUUUUUUCAUGCUUCUACAAAGGGUUGCAGAGCAAGAAACAGGAUUUCAGUCAUUGAGAAUUCUGCAGGUAUCCCGGUUUAUGAGGACGACAAGAUAGUGGAGGUUAUCUCCUCUUAUUUUCAAGAUAUCUUCACCUCUUCAAACCCGGAUCCCUCAGAUAUAAUAAUAAGAGCCCUUACACCUUGUAUCUCUGAAGCAAUGAACAACUCCCUUACCGGUUUUCCGUCACCACUAGAGAUCAAAGAAGCCCUCUUUGCAAUCCACCCAGAUAAAGCUCCUGGUCCAGAUGGCUUCUCAGCUAGCUUCUUCCAAACAAACUGGGAUCUGGUGAAACCUGCAUUGGUCCACGAAAUUAGAGGUUUCUUUUCAUCAGGCUGUCUCCCAGACAAGAUCAAUGCUACUCAUGUGAGACUUAUACCCAAGAUACACGCGCCAAAAAGUGUAGCUGAUUAUAGGCUUAUUGCUCUUUGUAACAUCUAUUACAUAGUGAUCUCCAAGCUACUGUCUAUAAGACUCAAACCUAUUCUACAAGACUCAAUCUCGGAAAAUCAAUCUGCAUUCAUACCAGGAAGAGCUAUCUCAGAUAAUGUUCUUAUUACACAUGAAGUAUUACAUUACCUGAAGAUCUCGGCUGCGGAGAUUCAUUGCACUAUGGCAGUAAAGACCGACAUCAGCAAAGCGUACGAUCGCCUCGAGUGGUCUUUCAUCAAGCGGGUACUGGAAAGGAUGGGUUUCUGCGAGGUCUGGAUCAGUUGGGUUAUGCAAUGUAUCACAACGGUAUCUUACUCCUUUCUCGUAGACAGCACAGCAGUUGGGACCGUCACCCCACAGCGAGGAAUACGCCAAGGGGACCCGCUUUCCCCAUAUAUCUUCAUCCUAUGUGGGGAAGUGAUGUCUGGCCUCUACAAAAAAGCACAACAGGAAGGCACGCUAGCAGGAAUCAGAGUCUCAAACCACAGCCCAAGGAUUAAUCAUCUACUGUUUGCAGAUGAUACAAUGUUUUUCACUAAAACUAAUCCCCUAUGCUGUGCUACUCUACUUCAAAUUCUACAAGACUAUGAGUAUGCCUCAGGACAGAAGAUCAAUUCUGCUAAAUCGUCAAUCUCUUUCUCAUCAAAAACUCCCGAGGAGGUGCGCUCAAUGGUUAAACUGCAACUAGGAAUAGACAAAGAGGGAGGAGUGGGGAAGUACUUGGGCUUACCAAAACAUUUUGGAAGGAGAAAAAGGACUUGCUUCAGAGACGUGGAGCUAUUCAACAUCGCUCUACUAGGGAAGAUAGCUUGGAGGAUUCUUACUAAACCACACUGUCUACUCUCUCGUAUUCUCCUAGGGAAAUACUGUCACAGUAAAUCUUUCCUAUCAGUUCCAUCUCAAGGGGGUUCCUCCCAUGGCUGGAAGGGAAUCAUAGCGGGGAGAGACCUUCUAAUCAGCCACCUAGGGAAAUCUAUUGGGGACGGGGAGAGUACUAAGGUUUGGAAGGACUCUUGGAUUGAUAAUGGCAGCAACACCCGUCCAUUUGGACCAUCUACGCUACAAGACCAAGAUCUCUUAGUGGCUGACCUCCUAUCUAGAGAGACACGGGAAUGGAAUGUCGCGAAGAUAAAUAGAACCUUACCAGAACUCGCAGAGCGCAUCCUUCAAAUAAGGCCGAGCCGUCUGGGGACACACGACACCUACAUAUGGAACCUCAAAUCGUCGGGGGAGUACACGACGAAAACUGGGUACAUGGCACUGACACAAAACAUCGCUGAAGUCUCGACUCCUGCAACAACAAACAGUAUCGACUGGAGAAAGUUAGUUUGGUCAAACAGAACAGCACCAAAAAUAAAGUUGUUCUUAUGGAAGAGCCUACAUGAGGCCCUACCCACGGGCUUCAAUCUACAAAAAAGAGGAAUGAGAGAGAAUACCGCUUGCUGCAUAUGUGGAGCCAUUGAAACUACAGACCACCUCCUCUUUCAAUGUCGGUUCGCUCGGGAUUUGUGGAGCUUAGGUCCAUGGGAAACUCCUUUCGAUUCUUCUAGUUGUGAUUCCCUUUCGGCGAACCUCCUGGCCUCACUACAUUGGAGAAACCUUCCCCCGAUUGGUAUCUCGAUCAACAUCUUUCCCUGGAUCUGUUGGAUCAUCUGGGUUGAAAGGAACCGGCUACUCUUCGAGAAAAGGAUUUCGACGCCGGAGGAAGCGCUAAUCAAAGCCAUCAAAGCAGCACGAGAAUGGGAAGCAGCACAACUCGCUCCCCAAAAGGCCCUGAAGCUGAAUCUUAGAUCAACGCCGGAGAAAAAGCUACCACCAAACACAAUCACAUGUAAUACCGACGCGGCCUGGAUCGCUUCAUCAACUAAGGCGGGCUUUGGCUGGAUUUUCUUCGACUCGUCUGAUAUGGAGAUCAACAGAGGCUCAUCUAACCAACUUCACGUCUCGUCUGCAUGUAUGGCCGAGGCUUUAGCUGUUAGAGAAGCCCUUCUCCACGCGUCCUCCCUCGGUUUCACCAAAAUCUGGCUUAGAUCAGAUUCACAAGUGAUCAUGAGAGCAAUCAACCAGAAACGGGGACCUACAGAGCUCUUUGGAGUACUGUCGGAUAUCGUUUCUCUAUCUUCAUCUUUUCAAUUAUGUUGUUUCUCGUUUCUUCCUAGAGACCUUAAUGGGUUAGCGAACUCAAUUGCUAAAGCCCAGCUUUGUGCUUGA
Messenger RNA from Brassica napus (rape), 3579 nucleotides. RefSeq lists its product as uncharacterized. The record is from RefSeq and is a predicted model, not a curated record. Gene Ontology annotation, molecular function: nucleic acid binding; RNA-DNA hybrid ribonuclease activity. Lineage: Eukaryota; Viridiplantae; Streptophyta; Magnoliopsida; Brassicales; Brassicaceae. The transcript has 2 exons. The coding region runs from base 1 to 3579 and encodes 1192 amino acids.